GUUCCUGCUAAUCCAAACAUCGACAGAAACAGCAUCAGGAAAGACACUUCAUCCAUAAGCUAUUCUUAAUACUGCACCGAUUUAAACGACAGCAUGGCUGCUCAGAAAAUAAACGAAGCUCACGAGCACAUAGCUAAAGCUGAAAAAUGCUUGAAGACAAGUCUGACAAAGUGGAAGCCAGAUUUUGACAGCGCUGCAUCAGAAUACGCCAAAGCAGCUGUGUGCUUCAAGAACGCAAAGCAGUAUGAUCAAGCAAAGGAUGCCUACCUGAAGGAAGCUGAAUAUCACACAGAAAACAAGACGCUUUUCCAUGCUGCGAAGGCUAUUGAACAGGCAGGUAUGAUGAUGAAGGAGCAAAAGAAGAUGCCAGAAGCCAUCCAGUACAUAGAGAAAGCCUGCAUGAUGUACAUGGAGAAUGGGACUCCAGACACUGCAGCAAUGGCUCUGGACAGGGCUGGAAAACUGAUAGAGCCAAUAAACCUGGAGAAAGCUGUGGACUUGUAUCAGAAGGCAGCCGGUGUCUUUGAGAACGAAGACCGUCUGCGUCAGGCAGUUGAGCUGCUGGGCAAAGCCUCUAGACUUCUGGUCAGAUUAAAAAGGCUGGAUGAAGCAGCAGUCGCUCUGCAGAAAGAGAAGAACAUGUACAAAGAGAUCGAGAACUUUCCUAUGUGCUUCAAGAAAACAACCGCUCAAGUGUUGAUUCAUCUCCACAGAGGGGACUUCGUAGCAGCUGACAAAUGUGUCAGAGAAGGUUACAGUCUACCCGGCUACAGUGGAAGCGAAGAUUGCGUUGCCAUGGAGACACUACUGCAGGGCUAUGACGAGCAGGACGAGGACCAGGUGUAUCGCGUGUGCAACUCACCUUUACUGAAAUACAUGGACAAUGAUUACGCCAAACUGGCCAUCUCCCUGAGGGUACCUGGAGGAGGAGGAAAGAAGAAGAAGGCCGCAGCUGCUCCACAGGGUGGCGCUAGCGGGGCACCGGCUGCUGCCGAGGAAGAGGAUGAUUAUGAAGGAGGGCUGUGUUAGCCUUCAGUCUCCAGAGUGCCGACUCUACCCAUCUGCCGCUCCACUACUAAAACCUUCUGUGUGCAAGUUAAAAACCUCGACAAACCCUUCCAGAUCUGAAGCACAGAUGGGUGGCUGUUGUGCAAAAAAAAUAUGUGCAACAUAUUAGGAUAAGGAGAAAAAAAGCAAAUCAAAACCCCAACAGUUACAGUAAUUGUUGCAGAAGAGUCAACCCAAAUUUAAAGAGCCUUUUAAAUUUUUGUUUCUUUGAGGUGGAUCCUCAGUGUAAUGAAAAAUAACUCUUCAAUGUUCAAUAAUGUAUGAAAGCCUCCUGUCGUUUGUAAAUCUUCUAUUAUUUUUCUCGUCUCUGUGAAUCUGUAAAUUUUGCUGUUAUUGUUUGUGGGUAGAGUCUAAAGAAUGCUUAUAUAGGUAUAUUAAAAUCAGAUAUACUCUUAAAUGCUGUAUGUUUAAUGAGUUGAUCAGUGUAUAGGUGUUCAUUUGUACAGUCAGAGUUAAUUUAUUCAGUAUUCAUGGCUGCAACCUGUUGAAAAUGUUACUGGAACAAUAUGCAAUCAGAUUGUCAGUGCAUGUGUUUGAUAUGAUGAGAUGUUGAAUCCAAAUCUAAAAGCUUUGACUUGAGAAUAUUAAUGCUUAGAAAUGAUUGACACUAUUGUUUUCAGCAUCCCGCACUUAUUCAAGAAAAUUUACAUAACAGUACAACUCCUAAUGAUACAGCUUGUAGCCGGUUGUAGACUGUUUUUUUUUUAUUUGUCUACCUCGAGGUGUGUGUGUUACCUUUGCACCUUUAAAAACAGAAUAGUCAUGGCUGUUUCUUAAUUUCUAACACAGCACAAUCCUUUUAAUUAAACGCUACUAAGAUGAAAAAAAGGGACCAUGCAGUGAUUUUUUUUUCUCAGUGUGUCCCCCCCCCCCCUUUGAAAUGCUGAGAUCUGAGAUUUGUGUGUUUGUGACAUAUCUUAAUGGUCAUUCUGUAAAUGUGAGAACCCCACUAUUACAACAUGCCAAUUAAAAGUACUCUGAUACCACAGUUAGAACAUAUCUAAGGGUUAUAAAAAGGGAUUGUUUACAUUUUUUUUUAUUAUUCGUGCUGUUGCCCACUUCUUGUAUAUUCCUCAAAAGCAUCUCCAGACUUCACACAUCAAUAAACAUUUCUGUUGU
This is a messenger RNA of Scomber japonicus (chub mackerel), 2187 nucleotides long. RefSeq names its product N-ethylmaleimide-sensitive factor attachment protein, gamma b (gene napgb). Gene Ontology annotation, cellular component: SNARE complex; vacuolar membrane. The transcript has 12 exons. Gene Ontology annotation, biological process: intracellular protein transport. The record is from RefSeq and is a predicted model, not a curated record. Gene Ontology annotation, molecular function: soluble NSF attachment protein activity; syntaxin binding. NCBI's taxonomy places the organism in Eukaryota, Metazoa, Chordata, Actinopteri, Scombriformes, Scombridae. The coding region runs from base 94 to 1029 and encodes 311 amino acids.